CAUAAAGAUUUUUGUUGUACUGUGGCUGUUUUCGGAUCCACAACACAAGAUGCCCAUUCUAUCAGCAUUAAAUAUUAACGUGUUCGGCAGCGGGUGCUCCGAUUGCUCCGAUUGCGAGUGUCAGUGCCGAGAGGAGAGAAAACAAAAUUACAGAAACGAAUUAAUGAAGCGGUCGACGAGCUGUGCCAGUUUCAAGAGCACCAACCAUGAAGCCUAUCCGCUCCUGUUGGCGCCAAAUCUGACCCAAACGUACAAAACUAUGAGCACUAGUUCUGACACACUGGGCCAUGCGGAACUAUCAGGGAGUGACAUCAUAGCGACGUACAAGCGGACGAUGGAGAAGUCUGUUAUAACGGAGAAGAAUAAACAGAGUUCUCUCGUUACUAUUUUUUCAGUAUGGAACACAAUAAUGGGGUCAUCGUUACUGACGAUGGCGUGGGGCGUCGAGCGCGCAGGUCUUCCCAUGGCAUUAUUCCUUCUCGUCUUCAUGGCUGGCUUAUGUCUUUACACGGCGUACAUUCUUCUCAAAGUCAACGCUCGACAUGGCAGUGAGGGUUGCGAGGUGCCCGCCCUGUGCCGCACUCUGCUGGGCGGCGGCGCGGCGGCGCUCGCCCGCGCCUUCAGCGUGCUGGUGCUGCUGGGCGCCACCGUCGUGUACUGGCUGCUCAUCACCAGCUUCCUCUACCACACCGUCAACUACUUCAUGGAUGUACCCGCAUCAAACAUAACAGUAUACAACUCAAGUAUCUUGUGCCGUAAGAACGACCCUCUGAUAGGCCUUCCCGACCAGCCUGUCGUGGACCCCUCUCCGUACUGGGGUCUUCACAGCACGGUGCCAGUCUACGUGGCCUUCAUUGUCUUCCCUCUUCUGAACUUUACGAAGGUCUCGUUCUUCACAAAAUUCAAUUCCUUAGGUACCCUAUCAGUGUUCUAUCUGCUGAUCUUCGUGAUAGUAAAGGGUUGGUCGUGGGGGGUGAACAUGGGCGACCUGCUGGUGACAGCGGGGAGGGGGGGCAGUGACGCCGCUGUCCUCAGCGGGAUGCUCGCCCUGUCCUUCUACAUACACAACAUCAUCAUAACUUUGAUGUCGAAUAAUGCGAAACCAGAGAAGAAUGGUCGAGAUCUAACGAUAGCCUUCUUGCUGGUAACAGUCACCUACACGACGGUUGGCGUCGUCUUCUACAUUUGCUUCCCUCUCGUUAAGUCUUGCAUAGAAGACAAUAUUUUAAACAAUUUCGAAAUGCAUGACGUCAUGACGGCCAUCGCGAGAGCAUUACUACUUUUCCAGGUGGUGACGGUGUACCCGCUCGUGGUGUUCAUGCUGCGCGGCGAGGCGGCGGCGCUGUGCUCGCGCGCCGCGGGCCGCCUCCCCGCGCUGCUCAUGAACCUGGCCAUCGUGACUCUCAGCAUUCUCUUCGCUUGCUUCUGCCCUGACAUCGGGACUAUCAUACGAUACACCGGUGCAGUAAGUGGUCUGAUCCACGUAUUCGCAUUACCGUCGUUAUUACAAAUGCGAUCGCUUCAACUGAGGGGAAAGUUGACUUGGUGGAAAGGACUCCUGUAUUCCCUUAUUAUAGUAUUUGGAACUAUUAACCUCGUGAUGCAAUUCUUUGUAGCUUAGUUUGUAAUGUUAUAAUUGUAACUAUAUUUAUAGCAGCAGAUUUUGUCUCCAUUUUGUUCAGUGCGGUAUUUUAAGAUUCAGCGCCCCGGGUCAUUUUCAUUUACCGCCCCAUAAAUUAAGGGCAAAGGGUAAAUCAGCGUAUAUGUUAGGGAUGUGAUAAAAAAUAAUCAAUUUUUUUCGAUGUAAUUAGUCGGCUAAGCUUGUUUAAUUUGUCGAUUGUCGUAAAAGUCGAUUAAUUUUUAACGUUUCUAGUACACGCCCCGGGCCAUUUAGGGUAAAUAGGUCCAUGAUCUUGUCACGACGAGUUUAAAAAAGAUCUCAGAAAUGUAUACUAUACCAAAGAUAUUAUAGUUUUAUAUAUAGUAAAA
Molecule: messenger RNA, 1989 nt
Organism: Melitaea cinxia (Glanville fritillary)
Lineage: Eukaryota; Metazoa; Arthropoda; Insecta; Lepidoptera; Nymphalidae
Product: sodium-coupled neutral amino acid transporter 9 homolog
Exons: 12
Coding region: 50-1621 (523 amino acids)
Biological process (GO): amino acid transmembrane transport
Molecular function (GO): amino acid transmembrane transporter activity
Source: RefSeq, a predicted model, not a curated record